AUGGGAAAGGCAAGGGACAUCCGCCGCGGCAACGUCUGCGGUGACUCGAAGAACGACCCGCCCAAGGAGGCGGCGUCGUUCAAGGCCCAGGUCAUCGUCAUGAACCACCCCGGCCAGAUCGGCAACGGCUACGCGCCCGUCCUCGACUGCCACACGGCCCACAUUGCGUGCAAGUUCGACACGCUCCUCGAGAAGAUCGACCGCCGCUCGGGCAAGUCGGUCGAGGACCUGCCCAAGUUCAUCAAGUCGGGUGACGCUGCCAUCGUCAAGAUGGUUCCGUCGAAGCCGAUGUGCGUCGAGUCGUUCGCCGAGUACCCUCCCCUCGGUCGUUUCGCCGUCCGUGACAUGCGCCAGACCGUUGCCGUCGGUGUCAUCAAGGCGGUCGAGAAGACGGACGGAAAGGGUGGCAAGGUCACCAAGUCGGCCGAGAAGGCCGCUGGCAAGAAGAAGUAA
Messenger RNA from Rhodotorula toruloides NP11, 453 nucleotides. Its product is annotated as translation elongation factor EF-1 alpha subunit. Lineage: Eukaryota; Fungi; Basidiomycota; Microbotryomycetes; Sporidiobolales; Sporidiobolaceae. The coding region runs from base 1 to 453 and encodes 150 amino acids. The record is from RefSeq and is a predicted model, not a curated record. The transcript is spliced from 5 exons.